Molecule: messenger RNA, 928 nt
Organism: Phoenix dactylifera (date palm)
Lineage: Eukaryota; Viridiplantae; Streptophyta; Magnoliopsida; Arecales; Arecaceae
Molecular function (GO): RNA binding
Source: RefSeq, a predicted model, not a curated record
CAUAUCACAUGCGAACCACUGCUUUACAACCCUAGUCGGCCUCGGGGGAGAGGGACAAAAGAAGCCGUACGAGGGAGGACGCCAUGAGCCAACCGGUCCAGAAGAACACUCUCUACGUAGGAGGGCUGGCGGAGGAGGUGAACGAGGCGAUCCUGCACUCGGCGUUCAUCCCGUUCGGGGAUAUCAAGGACGUGAAGACCCCCCUGGACCAGGCCACCCAGAAGCACCGCUCCUUCGGGUUCGUCACCUUCCUCGAGCGCGAGGACGCCGCCGCCGCAAUGGACAACAUGGACGGCGCCGAGCUCUACGGCCGCGUCCUCACCGUCAACUACGCCUUCCCCGAGCGCAUCAAGGGCGGCGAGCAGGGCUGGGCCGCCCAACCCAUUUGGGCGGAUGCUGAUACAUGGUUUGAGAGGCAGCAACAAGAGGAGGAAAUGCAGCGUCUGCAGGCAGAACAGCAAGCCGCCAUGAAAGCCGCAGAGGAGCUGCACAGGAAGAAGUUGGCUGAAGAGCGAGAAGGGGAGAAGGAAGAAGAAACAGAAACAAAGGCAGAUCCUAUGGCUGUGGCUGAAGCAGAGGCCUUGAAACAGCAGAACACUUGAACUAUCUAAAUUCACAUUGAAGAAGACCAUGUGGAAAGAUAAACUGCUAAGUGCUUUCUACUCAUUAGAAUGUACAAAAUCGAGACCCUUUUGUGUUUUCUUCCAGUGGGUUCUGUCAUUACCUACUGCACAUUGUCCUUACUUGCAUUUGUAACUUCCAUGAUGGUGGUUGUUUUGACAUAGAAAAGUGAAAUUGCUGAUUCUGCAGUUGACAUUCUGCAGAACUCUGCUUGUGUAACAUUGCUUAUAUUCGGUGACCCUGAUAAUGGUGUUUGGAACAUGGUGGGAAAAUAAUAGUAAAGCAAAGAAAAUUAAUUAUGAAAAAA